GUUUUACAGUUAAUGACAGCUACAAUCAACAGUCUCAAUUUCCAGCUGUACAGCAGCUGCAGGAUUCAAGCACACUUGAAUCUCAGGCACUUUCAACAAGUUACCAUCCACCAGCCCUUCUUCAGGUCCCAAAUACAGACACUAUUAACGUAGCCACCCGUUUGAUACAGGAUCAGUCAUCACAAGAAGAACUUGAAUUGCAUACCCAACGGCCUCAUUUUCUUGAGGAUAAUGAAGAUCAAAGCAGGCGUUCGUAUAGAUGUGAAUACUGCAACAAGGGUUUUAAGAAAUCCAGCCAUUUGAAACAACACGUGCGAUCACAUACUGGUGAGAAACCAUAUAAAUGCCAACUCUGUGGCCGUGGCUUUGUUUCCUCAGGAGUUCUUAAGUCACAUGAGAAGACUCACACAGGAGUUAAAGCAUUCAGCUGUAGCAUUUGCAAUACCUCCUUCACAACUAAUGGCAGCCUUACCAGGCACAUGGCAACUCACAUGAGCAUGAAGCCUUACAAGUGCCCGUUCUGUGAUGAAAGCUUUCGAACAACUGUUCACUGCAAAAAACAUAUGAAAAAACAUCAGGCAGUCUCCUCAGCUGUAGCAGCAGCUACAGAAACAGGAGGGGGAGUUGCAUGUGUUGAAGACGAUGAUGAAAGCUCUGAGAGGACUUCCAGAAAAUCUCGUCCUGGUGUCAUAACUUUUACAGAAGAAGAAACAGCAGAACUGGCAAAGAUCAGACCUCAGGAAAGUGCCACUGUCUCAGAAAAAGUUCUUGUCCAGUCUGCUGCAGAGAAAGACAGAAUUAGUGAGAUCAAAGAUAAGCAAGCAGAACUGGAAGCAGAACCCAAAUAUGCCAACUGUUGUAAUUAUUGCCCCAAAAGCUUUAAAAAACCCAGUGAUUUAGUCAGGCAUGUUCGUAUCCAUACUGGAGAGAAGCCAUAUAAGUGUGAAGAAUGUGGAAAGAGUUUCACUGUAAAAUCCACUCUAGAUUGUCAUGUUAAAACACACACAGGCCAGAAGCUCUUCAGUUGUCAUGUAUGCAGUAAUUCUUUUUCUACAAAAGGGAGUCUGAAAGUCCACAUGCGUCUGCAUACAGGAGCAAAGCCCUUCAAAUGUCCACACUGUGACUUACGGUUUCGUACUUCAGGGCGCAGAAAAACCCACAUACAAUGUCAUUAUAAACCAGAGGCAAAGAAAGCUAGGAAGCCUGUCUCCCGUACCUCAUCUGAGGGACUACAACCAAUCAGUCUUCUUAAUUCAUCCUCGACAGACCCUAAUGUUUUCAUCAUGAAUAACUCCGUUUUGACGAGUCAAUUUGAUCAAAAUUUGCUUCCACAAGGACUUGUGGGCCAGGCUAUCCUGCCUGCUUCAGUGUCAGCUGGAGGUGACUUAACUGUGUCCUUGACAGAUGGUAGCUUGGCCACUCUUGAAGGAAUACAGUUACAACUUGCUGCUAAUCUAGUUGGACAGAAUGUUCAAAUUUCUGGAAUAGAUGCCACCAGUAUUAACAACAUAACAUUACAGAUCGAUCCAAGUAUUCUGCAGCAGACGCUACAGCAGGGUAAUUUACUUGCUCAGCAGCUAACUGGAGAUCCCAGUAUGGCUUCACAGAACCCCUCCCUGCAGGCAACAGAAAAUGCAGUGCCUGCUAAUGUGGUUAUUCAGCCUAUAUCAGGGCUGUCUUUGCAGCCCACGGUAACAUCAGCUGCUAACAUGACUAUAGGAUCCCUAUCUGAGCAAGAGUCUGUGCUGACAACCGGUGCUAGUGGUGCACAGGACAUCUCUCAAGUCAUGACUUCACAGGGUAUGGUAUCAUCUUCAAAUGGACAUGAGAUAACGUUGACCAUAAAUAAUUCCAGUUUGAGUCAAGUUCUAGCUCAUGCUUCAGGUUCUACUACUACAAGCUCAUCAGGAAGUCCUCAAGAAAUCACUCUUACCAUAUCUGGCCAAGAUCUUAUUCAGCAUAAUUCUGGAAGCAGUGAUUUGAAUAGUGGCUUAAGGCUGACAACGCCAACCAUCAACAGUCAGACUACAGGUGCUACAUUAACUAUAAGCAAUGACCAGCUUCUUUCUCAGGGCACUUCACUAAACACUCCAGAACUUAAUACAACAGGUGGAACAAACCUUCCUUCAACAACACCCAUAUCUCAGUCUACAGUUUCUGCCCAGAAUUUGGUAAUGUCUUCAUCAGGAGUUGGAGGGGAUGGUAGUGUCACCUUGACACUUGCUGACACUCAGGGAAUGUUGUCAGGUGGUCUUGAUGCAGUUACACUUAAUAUCACUUCACAGGGUCAGCAGUUCCCUGCUAUACUCACGGAUUCUAGUCUUGCUAGCCAAAGUGGGUCAGGCUCACAGCAGGUCAUACUGGUGAGCCAUACCCCCCAUUCAGCAUCUGCAAACUCUGAAGAAAUAACAUAUCAGGUGACAGAGGUUUCUCCAAAUGUGACUAAAAGCAGCCAAGCAGAAAAAGAAGGUUGCCUGCACCAGUGUUUUGAGUGUAGUCAGACCUUUUCUUCAGCCACCAUGUUGAUGCACCAUAGUAAAGAAGUUCAUGGCAAGGAAAGAAUACACGUUUGCCAUGUCUGCAAUAAAGCCUUUAAGCGGGCAACACAUCUCAAGGAACACAUGCAAACCCAUCAGGCUGGACCUUCGCUGAGUUCCCAGAAGCCAAGAGUGUUUAAGUGUGAUACUUGUGAAAAAGCUUUUGCUAAGCCAAGUCAGCUGGAGAGGCACAGUCGCAUCCACACAG
Molecule: messenger RNA, 2745 nt
Organism: Mesitornis unicolor (brown roatelo)
Lineage: Eukaryota; Metazoa; Chordata; Aves; Mesitornithiformes; Mesitornithidae
Product: zinc finger protein 236-like
Exons: 15
Biological process (GO): regulation of transcription by RNA polymerase II
Cellular component (GO): nucleus
Molecular function (GO): DNA-binding transcription factor activity, RNA polymerase II-specific; RNA polymerase II cis-regulatory region sequence-specific DNA binding
Source: RefSeq, a predicted model, not a curated record